AUGAAUAUACUGCUUUGUAUAAGCUAUGAGGGAACUCCGUACCAUGGAUUUCAAGUACAAAGUGCUGUUCCAACAGUCCAGGAGACAAUAGAACAGGCGCUGAAAAAUAUUUAUGCAAAGCGGAUACACAUCACAGGAGCAGCACGAACAGAUAGCGGGGUUCACGCAGAGCGUUCGUAUGUCAACUUCUUUGUGGACGAAACAAAAAUUCCACCGCGGAAGCUUGCGUAUGUUCUAAACACUAUACUUCCAAGUACGGUGCUUGUGUUGUAUUCCAAGCAGGUUCCCGAUGGUUUUCAUGCAAG
Messenger RNA from Ylistrum balloti, 305 nucleotides. Its product is annotated as tRNA pseudouridine synthase A-like. Lineage: Eukaryota; Metazoa; Mollusca; Bivalvia; Pectinida; Pectinidae. Gene Ontology annotation, biological process: tRNA pseudouridine synthesis. Gene Ontology annotation, molecular function: RNA binding; pseudouridine synthase activity. The record is from RefSeq and is a predicted model, not a curated record. The transcript has a single exon. The annotation marks the transcript as partial.